AUGACCAAUAUCGGCGUUGCCGACGAGGAGGUUCCAUUCGAGUACGACUCGAGAGCACCGCAUCUAUCCUAUCUUCAAGGGCAAGCCUGGCCACUGACGAUGGCCCAGCAGCAGAAUACCUCGCAAGGACUGGACAUCAGGAGGGAGAUGGAGCAAUUACAAGCAACCCACCAGAAUGGUUAUCACCAGACCUCGAUGCCCGAGCAACAACUUCUGAAUGAUUGGGGCUAUCAGCAGCCUCCACCUCAAUACUCUUACCCUCAACACUCUCAGUCUGGCAUCCCCUUUGGGGGGGUCUAUGGUGUCCCUAUGCAGUCGUCACCAAUCGAGAUCAUGCCGGUCUCUCAAGCAAGCAUGGACACUGGUCUUGCUCUCGAUACUCAGUACAUGCCAGCACCUCCAGCACCUCAGUCAAUGGAGACAAUGGCCUUCCAUUGGCACGAGUUUCAAGAUGGCCUGCCCAGCUAUGCCGCACCGGAGGACACCCUGAACAUGCAAUCAUAUCAGCAGGCUCAUUCCUCAUCCCCAAGCGAAACGCAUCUUGAGGUCCGAUCUCUCACCAGCCUGAGUGAUAGCGAUGGCUGGAAUACCAUCGAAGCUCGCCAAACAUAUGAGCGCAAUGGCUGCGUGGACCCCAACGAGACUCUUCACAACCGAACAUCUUCGGAGUCAUCAUGGUCCUCAGACUUUGAGCAGCAACCUCGCACCUCAAUCCUCGGUAGCUUUGAACUUGUACCCCACGCCAUUCAUUCACCCAGCUCGGACUCGAAUCCAGACUUUGACCACCGAUAUCCACAAGCUCAACAGGUCUCUCCAGAGGGUCUGUCCCAGUCAUCGCUACACAUCAGCCCUGUUGGUUUAGUACGUCCAAUUCCAGUCCCAUUCACGAAGUCCAUAUCCAAGCCUACUUCCCCAGUACGAUCACCAGGAUCACAAGGCUCAUUGUCGCCAACCAGUAGACGACCCGCUCGAAAGAGUCCCAUUGCAAAAGCCACGGACAAAGUGAUCAAAAAGACACCACAAGUGUCCAAGCCAGACACCGAGAAGCGUGUUGGAAAGAGAAAGGGUCCUCUGCGGCCUGAGCAGCGUAAGCAGGCCAGUGAGAUCCGAAAGUUGAGAGCGUGUUUACGGUGCAAAUUUCUGAAGAAAACAUGCGACAAAGGUGAGCCAUGUGCAGGAUGUAAACCUUCGCAUGCUCGAUUGUGGCAAGUGCCUUGCACCCGCAUUGACAUCAAGGAGAUUGGUUUUUUCACCAAAGACUACAGAGCAGACUACGCUCGCCAUCUGACCUUCGAAUUAUCUGCUGGUAACAUCAAGGGAUUUUCCGACUCCCACAAGACCUUGUUCAUCAGCCAUGGUUACGGUCAGAUGCUUCCACUUACUGUACGUGAGGUGUUUGUGCGAGAUGAGAAGAUGUUCGACAUCGAUUGGGCAGAGACCAACAAUUAUUCGCUGGAUCCGAAGACGUAUGUGUUUCGGACAGCACCUCUUUAUGCCGACUUGGAUUGCCUCUCCUCGGCUAUGCUGUCCGAUUACUUGGACCGACACCUCGAUGUCCCUGGCAGCUUUUACAACUUUGUCGAGUCGUACUGCGGCGAGACGCCAUUUUUGACGUCAAUGUUGAAGACUGCAUUCAAUUAUUACAGCCGUACUAAAGCACCAGUCAUCCGCAAAGCAUUAAAGUUUCUACUUGCGUACAGUCUCACCCUUCACAUCACCCUCGUUGAAGGAAUUCCAGAGGAGGAACAUUUCCAGGGUCGAGUGGACGACGAGUCAUCACAAUAUUAUGGAAAAAUCGUGGCUCCUAACGCAAUCAAUUUCCAGGUGAAGACAUCCAUGGGCAAUAUGUGGCGGGAUCUACAAAAGGAGGUUCUCGAAGAACUCUCUUCACUGUACUCAAGCGUGUACAGUGGUGACAAGCUGAAGCACUGGCCUACAAUUUUCAUUCUUGCCACGCUCUUGCUUGCGGUUUGGGAGUUCAUGCAAUUUGAUGCCCACCGAGUCCCCAACGAUGCAUUGAUGGAAAAGUUCCUUAACGACAUGGAAACGGUCCCGGUGGGCGUUGUGGUUGGCCUCUUCCAGGCGAUUUCGCAGAAAUUACCUGCCUUUGUUGAAUGGGAUACGCCGAAGCAUCACCACGUUCUUCAAUCAAACGACGCUGCUUGCAAGACAAUGACCGAAGUGCAGGAAAAUGUAACGCGCUAUGAACAAUACCUCAAGAGUCGCGCUGUAAGCGCCAAAUACGACCCUGAAGACUUUGACUCUUUGUCAAACAAAUUCAUCUCCAAACUCGUUAUUCGCGCCAACUAA
Messenger RNA from Endocarpon pusillum Z07020, 2310 nucleotides. RefSeq lists its product as uncharacterized. Gene Ontology annotation, biological process: regulation of DNA-templated transcription. NCBI's taxonomy places the organism in Eukaryota, Fungi, Ascomycota, Eurotiomycetes, Verrucariales, Verrucariaceae. The coding region runs from base 1 to 2310 and encodes 769 amino acids. Gene Ontology annotation, molecular function: DNA-binding transcription factor activity, RNA polymerase II-specific; zinc ion binding. The transcript has 2 exons. The record is from RefSeq and is a predicted model, not a curated record.